This is a messenger RNA of Nerophis lumbriciformis (worm pipefish), 1720 nucleotides long. It is a transcript of the gene barhl1b, whose product is annotated as BarH-like homeobox 1b. NCBI's taxonomy places the organism in Eukaryota, Metazoa, Chordata, Actinopteri, Syngnathiformes, Syngnathidae. Gene Ontology annotation, biological process: regulation of DNA-templated transcription. The record is from RefSeq and is a predicted model, not a curated record. Gene Ontology annotation, molecular function: DNA-binding transcription factor activity, RNA polymerase II-specific; DNA binding.
UCACUGGGGACUCACGUGGCCGAGACGCCGUUAAAACCUAUAGCUUGCUGACUUUUUCUCAACUUGCGUGCUUAUUUUUUUUUUUAAAUGGGGACCAUCUCCUCCCCAUCUCCCCGUCUACGAGCCGUCCUCAGCCGCGCGGUCUCACCUGCCUCUCCGGAAGUCCCGCAGAAGGAGAACAUGUCCAGGUGAGCCCCCCAGGUAGCUGUCCAUGGUGCUGAAGCGGCGCGGACACGCUCGGACUCAGUGGAUGGAGUAUUUAUUAUUAUUAUUAUUAUUAUUAUUAUUAUUAUAACUCGUCAAUGGUGGUCUGAAGACAAUGGAGGCGUCCGCCAACGGCUCCAGUUUCGGCAUCGACUCGCUGCUGUCCCACAGACCCGGCAGCCCGCUCUCCAAGGCGGGCAGCCUGGCGGGGGAGUGCCGCUCGCCGCUGGAGUUCAGCCCGAGAUCCGACGCCGAGAGCGGCUGCUCGUCGCCGCCCUCGCCCGGCAGGGAGUGCUCGGACGAGGCGGCCCAGAGGCACGCACACCUGCCGCCUCACCUGCAGCACGUGCCGGCCAUCCAGCAGAGGACCAUGACCUCGUCCUUCCUCAUCCGAGACAUCCUGGCGGACUGUAAGCCUCUGGCCGCCUGCGCGCCUUACUCCAAUAACGGACAGCCCACGCAGGAGGCCGGCAGGCUGGCGGCCAAGAUCGCGGACGACUUUAUGGAGAAAAUACACAGCAACUCUUCGUCGGACAGCGAAUAUAAAGUGAAAGAGGAGGGGGACCGGGAGAUCUCCAGCAGCCGAGACAGCCCCCAAGUGCGUCUGAAGAAGCCCCGCAAGGCCCGCACGGCCUUCACGGACCACCAACUGGCGCAACUUGAGCGCAGCUUCGAGCGCCAAAAGUACCUGAGCGUGCAGGACCGCAUGGAGCUGGCGGCCUCCCUCAACCUCACCGACACGCAGGUCAAGACCUGGUACCAGAACCGCAGGACCAAGUGGAAGCGGCAGACGGCGGUGGGUCUGGAACUGCUGGCGGAGGCCGGGAACUACUCGGCCCUGCAGAGGAUGUUCCCCUCGCCGUACUUCUACCCGCAGAGUCUGAUGUCCAACCUGGACCCCGGGGCGGCCCUCUACCUGUACAGGGGCCCCUCCGCGCCCCCGCCGGGCCUCCAGAGGCCCCUGGUCCCGCGCAUCCUGCUGCACGGCCUGCAGGGGGGAAGCGAGCCGCCGCCCCCUCCCCCCCUGGCCCCCAUGUCGGGCGUGCUCCCCCGGCCCGCCCAGCAGCGGUGAGCGGGGCGACCCCCGGAUGUUGUACCCCUACAAAAUAAAAGACUUUUAUGAAAGAAGACACUAAGGCAGCAGCUUUUUCACCUCCUGGAAGAAACGAAGAAACGCUCCUUUUUUUUUUUGGACUUAUUUAUGUCUUAUUUAUAUUUUUAAGUUAUGUAUUUAUUUGAAGUCGUCAUCCAUGCUGGUGCUCUCUCUAUCUCUGACACACACUAUUUUAUUUUUUUACAUGGAUAUUAUUAACAAUUAAAGUGCAUCAGUAUGCAUCCAUGUUUCCUGUGAACUUUGACCCCCCCUGUUUAAAAUGCUGUAAAUAAGAAUAUUUUACAUGAGACUGCAACUUUUCCUUUUGUCUUGAUGCACUUGAACAUAUUAGGCUAGAUUAGCCAUCAAAGUCUUAAAUAUGAAAUGAAAAACAAACACUUUUUUUUUUUUUUUUUUUUUUUU